Messenger RNA from Zingiber officinale, 618 nucleotides. RefSeq names its product non-specific lipid transfer protein GPI-anchored 23-like. The record is from RefSeq and is a predicted model, not a curated record. Lineage: Eukaryota; Viridiplantae; Streptophyta; Magnoliopsida; Zingiberales; Zingiberaceae. Gene Ontology annotation, molecular function: lipid binding. The transcript is spliced from 3 exons. Gene Ontology annotation, biological process: lipid transport. The coding region runs from base 15 to 599 and encodes 194 amino acids.
UGGCCGUCGGGCUGAUGGUGGCGGCUUGCGUCGUGGCGGCGGAGGACUGUUCGAACGUGCUGACUGAUCUGCUGGAUUGCCUGCCCUACGUGAGCAACGGCAGCAACACGAGCAGCCCCAGCGCGGGCUGCUGCAUCGGGGUCACCGACGUCGUCAUCGGCUCGCCCGCCUGCAUCUGCGACGCUCUGAAGCAGGCCCGCGAGCUCGGCGUCGAGCUUAACACCAGCCGCGUGCUUGCCCUCCCGGCUGCCUGCGACGUGAAGGAGCCGGAAAUUCGUUGCGGCGGUGAAAUUCCUCCUGCUUCUUCUCCAUUGCCGUCAAGAGCGCCAUCUCCGGCGCCACAGUCAUCAGAGGCACCUUCUUCGCCACCGCCGUCGCCAAUCUCCGCUCCGACUCUGACACCUACCGGCUCUCCGCCUCCACCUCCGCCACCACCCCCAGCCCCGUCAACUGAAGGACCAUCACUGUCGCCAGCCGAAGCACCGGCAAGCGACGACCCAUUGCCGUCUGAUGCGCCACAGCUUGCUGCUUCCUUCCUGCUCCUGCUCGCUGCUUUCGCUGUCACUUCUGCUCUUAAUGAAUUAUGUAUGAAGAUUUGAGCUCGUUAGGUUCCUGAAA